Hemibagrus wyckioides is the source of this 2125-nucleotide messenger RNA. RefSeq names its product LY6/PLAUR domain containing 6B (gene lypd6b). The record is from RefSeq and is a predicted model, not a curated record. The coding region runs from base 1152 to 1664 and encodes 170 amino acids. NCBI's taxonomy places the organism in Eukaryota, Metazoa, Chordata, Actinopteri, Siluriformes, Bagridae. Gene Ontology annotation, molecular function: acetylcholine receptor regulator activity. The transcript has 5 exons.
UGAUUAGUUGAUAUAUUUUAUGCUGUAAUGAAUCUGUAAAAAAUUCCAGCUAAAUUUUACUUUAGCAUCUAUAAACAGUCAUUUCCUCACCAGUUUCUAUUAUUUUCCUCUCUUCUGUCACUAAAAAAAAAGCUCAAACACCCCCAUCUUGAAUAUUCUUCUCUGCAAGAAAGCAUCAAGUCACGGCUUUACCUUUUUAGACUCCUUCGCCUUCACCAUAUCAACAGUUAUGUAUUUAUUCUGUUAAAAUCAAGCAUGCACAAUAUGAGUACCUGGUUGAGUCUUUAUUAUAGGAAAGGUAACAUGUUACGACCGGGAUGUUAAUAGAUUUUGUUACAGUCCAUGGUUCAGAAAUUAUUUGAUGACAAAAACAUUGAAGUGAAGAGGACAAAAUGCUUUGAAAUGGAAAUCUCUGAAAAUCUUCCAAAAAUCAGACUUUAAUCGUAUUGUAGAAUACAAAAUAUGACUUCAUUCCGAAUCUCUCCUACUCAAACUGGACAUCCCAAAAGAAUCUGAAACACAUUUCUACUUAUUAUUUUCACUUACCAUGCUACACCACUGUACUGAUAUCUUGUUAUAUCAUAAUGUAGGGCCGCUGCGCAUCACACAACACCUAGGUUCAGGACGAAAUCAGAUUACAGGUCGAUCGAAAAGGCCAGGACUAAAGGAGACUUUGUGUGCCCUUAUAAGCUCUCACUACACAAUAAAAUCCAGUCCUUUAGUUUUUUGUGCUUAUUAAUAUGAAGUAAAGUGGAAUGAACGAAAGUAGAAAUAAGACAGAUAAAUCAAGUGUAGCUGGAAAGCACCCCCCCAAAGUGUGUGUGUGUGUGUGUCUAUGAUAAUCACCUUUACGCUUCCUCGCUAAAUUCACACAGUGGCCUCAGGCUGCUGCUAAACUGCUUCCACCAUCCAGGUCUCCAAUCCCAAGCCUGCAUUCGUUCUCAGGAAGUGGUGGGGUCAGUGAUUCCUUUAGGGAAGGGGCAAAAGAGGAAAUUAGCUUCCCCUCCCAUCCCCUUUCUUCACAUGAACAAUCUCGGUCCGCUCUGUCGGACUAAUCCAGAAAGAAAUCCUCUCAGGAGUCAGGCCACUUUGUUUUCAUGAGCUUUUAAUUCUACGGCAUUAAGAUUUUCUCUUUAACCCGUUCCUGGAAGAUGGCUGUUCCUGUAACUGUGUACCUUUUGGUUGCUUCCAAGCUGCUUUUGGCUGUAGUGAAGUGUGACAGCAUCAACUUCUAUAAUAUAAGGCCUCCUGUGGAUGCGACCCCGUAUCCCAAUAGCUUCAAGUGCUUCACAUGCGAGCAGGCAUCAGACAACUACAGCUGUAAUCGCUGGGCUGAAGACAAGUGGUGUCCUCAGAAUACACAGUACUGCAUGACCGUACAUCAUUUUGGGCGACAAGGGAAAACUAAGUUUGUAACAAAAAGGUGCGCUUCAUUCAGCGACUGCAGCUUGAGCGGAUGCCGACAUCACGGGAACACACACCACACGGAGUGCGUCUCAUGCUGUGAGGGCAUGGUAUGUAACGUGGAGCUUCCCACUAAUCACACCAACUCCGUCUUCCUGAGGUUUCAGGACUUCAGAUCCGCCGCAACAUGCAGCAGCAGCAGCAGCUGGACUUGCGUAUUUCUACUGACCUCAGCUCUCACAGUACUGUUACCUUUGUGACAACAUCACGGUGCUGCCGAGCCUGCAAUAUACCCUGCUGGAAUGCCACUGGCACACAAGGGCUUCUGGGUGUCUUCAGGAAAGCAGAAGGUUCCUCCUGCCUCCUCAGUGUUGAACGUAUAAAAGCACCCGAUCCCAAUAAGAAAAGCUGUCCCUGACCUGAACAAAUGUUCAGCCAAUCGGUGCCCAAAUCCAAACCAAGGAGCUGUGGAGUUCUUGAGACUUUGUCAACUGUUUGCCAAUGACAUGCUAAAUAGAAGGAUGUUAAUUCCCCGAGUAACGCGGCAUUGGGUUUGUAUUUACGCCGUUUAAGGACACUUACUGGACUAAGGGAUUCUGGGAUGGUGGGAUGACCUCGUCCAGUGGCUUGGAGCCCAGAGUCUGUCCCAGAAAAAACGGAACAAAAAAAAAACCUCUUAUGCAGAACUCUCUGGAAGAGAUCUGGCAGUAAGGUUUAGAGA